AUGAACACUGAAGCAAAUAUUACAGCGUUAAACAUUGUAAAUUGUACGAGUACAAAUGACAGUAUUACAAUUGUAAACGGUUUUCCUGCCGAUGAUUCAGUUUUACUCAGUCUGGUUGCAGAGGAUAUAUAUGGUUUACCAAUUUUUACAUCGUUGCAUUUAUAUUUUGGUAAUAUAUCGAUGCCAGUUCGUGUCUUCUUUACUAAUGGAACUGUAGCGUCUGGUGUCUCUGUUCAAAUAAAUAUUACAGAUAAUGCUCGAAUUAGUCAACACGGUAUUACGAACGAUUCUGGCGUCGUUGUUUUUCAAAGUAUACCACCGACAACUAUUUCGCUGUUUGCUCAUACAGUCGAUAACCAAAUUGGCUUAGCUGGUGUGUCACCAUCUUCUUCUGAACUACAUGUAACAUUAAUACCACUUGUGAGUGGUCAUGACAUUAGAAAACGACAACAAACCGCUGAUAAUAAUAAGUGGCUAAGCGUUGAUACACAUGAGUUUUAUGAUUUACAGACGCAGACUGCUUCUUUUACAAGUGUAGCAAAUGCAACCCAGGUUUACGCUGAAUAUCAAUUUGUUACAACAGAAGUACCCGGUGGUUAUUUCGGUUCACAAUUUAAUGAUUACUUCAGUGUAACACUCCGUUCCAGUACGGGAAAUUAUAAGACAGUAUCACAAAGUAUGAAUAGUCUUGGUCUGGGUGCUUUUGACUAUGCAUCGGGAGCAACAAACUGGAUGAACUUGACGAUGCUCGUUGGUCCACAACCUGAACAGAUUCAUAUUGUCAUGGGCGUUUCUAACGUUGCCGAUGGGCUAUAUCCAUCACAGCUUAAUGUUGAUAAGUAUGGAUCUGAUACAUGCAACAGCACUUGUAAUAAAGACUGCAACAACCAAUGUACAUCAGAUCCAAUGUGUUCAUCGACAUGUCUAAAUCCACCAAUGAGAAGUUGCCUAUUCUAUACGAACUGUAUGGAAGCAAAGACAGCAUGCAGUUCAGACGGUUAUGCUCUCGGUUACGGUUUAAAAUACUGUACAAAAUUUGAUCAUAGUGCAAACUCUUUCAGUUCUAAAGGGCAGACUUGGCUUUAUUCGGCAAUGAACUGUUUACAGAAAGCUCUAAUAUCGCCACUAAAAAACUGCGAAAAGAAUUGUCAAACACUGAAAAAAAUAGCCUUUGACUCGCAUCCAUCGUGUUAUGUUGAUAAUGGUGUGUGUGAGUUACCGCCAAUGGACUGGCUGAUGUUAUUGCCGAUUAUCAAUGAAGAUUUGUGGACUAUAGAUGGCUUUAAGCAAGCUAUCAAGACAGUACCACAAUGUGUUCCUACUAUGAUUACUCGUUUCGAAGCUGCAGUAAGUGAAACAUUGGAUUCUUCUAUAGCAACUGCACUUUUAAUUAUUCGUAAAUGGUUGCAAACUCUAUGA
Molecule: messenger RNA, 1419 nt
Organism: Adineta steineri
Lineage: Eukaryota; Metazoa; Rotifera; Eurotatoria; Adinetida; Adinetidae
Source: the annotation of a GenBank genome assembly